Carassius auratus (goldfish) is the source of this 996-nucleotide messenger RNA. RefSeq names its product follistatin-related protein 5-like. The coding region runs from base 379 to 996 and encodes 205 amino acids. The record is from RefSeq and is a predicted model, not a curated record. The transcript has 6 exons. Gene Ontology annotation, molecular function: protein binding. Gene Ontology annotation, biological process: cell differentiation; regulation of BMP signaling pathway; multicellular organism development. Gene Ontology annotation, cellular component: extracellular region. NCBI's taxonomy places the organism in Eukaryota, Metazoa, Chordata, Actinopteri, Cypriniformes, Cyprinidae.
AUAUUUGUCAAGGACAAUUCAUUUAAACGGAUGAGCUCAGACAAGUCAGCUGGUUGUUUCCACUCGUCGGUGUUUGCGGCAGAGCUUUCGAUUGGCUGGUUGUAUUAUUGUAUGCAAAUCCGGUCGAGGUUGCAGCCAGUAGGUGAAAGGCUCGCGCUGGUGUGGCUCUCCAGACCCGAAGCACGAGGUGAAAUCGCUUUCUGCGGAGCUGUCCACUCCAGGAGGUGCUGAAACCGACACUUGGAAGGAAUGCACAAACUCGGAGGACGAUUUACAGCUUAACCAAAACGGAAUUGGAUUUACUUCGCACCAGUCAACAUUGUUGUUCCAAAAGAAAUUAUUUUAUUUUAAAAACCUCACUCGGAAAUACUUUUCUGGAUGAGUUGUAGUUGGAUAAACAGGAGGGUAAUGAGAGGCUCCAAAAGAUGGUGGGCAGCUGUCCUGCUCUGGGGGGCAGCACUGAUCGCAGAGGCACGUCCCACUAAAGAAGGAUUUACCCUGAUGGCGUAUCGACCUCUUGUCAGAUUCCGUCACAAGCAGGAUGGGAUCUCAGAGAGUUUACGGAUUAAAGGGUUCUUUGGUCAGAAUGGCUAUCCUGGGCCCUGUGAACACAAAUACUGUGGUUUGGGGAAGCACUGUGUGGUUGAUCGAGAAACAGGUGAAGGAGAAUGUCAGUGUCUGGAACAUUGCAAACCACAUUAUAAACCUGUGUGUGGAUCUGAUGGCAAACUCUACCAGAACCACUGUGAGCUUCACAGAGCCUCCUGUAUGACCCAUCAGAGAAUAACCAUAAUGCACAGCGAGGAAUGCUUCUACAAAGCUCAACACAGAGGGCAAGUUUUCAAGGAGCUUUUCAAGGAGCUUUUCAAGGAGCUUUUCAACUCACGAGGUAAAGAUGAGGUCAUGCAUGGCAAAGCUCUGGGAGGCGUGAUUAAACGUUUCAACCCACCCCCGCGGAAUUAUCUGAUCAUCCGCAUGCUGCGUGUGCAGGAUUAG